Messenger RNA from Homarus americanus (American lobster), 3792 nucleotides. RefSeq lists its product as uncharacterized. NCBI's taxonomy places the organism in Eukaryota, Metazoa, Arthropoda, Malacostraca, Decapoda, Nephropidae. The record is from RefSeq and is a predicted model, not a curated record. Bases 2078 to 3412 code for a protein of 444 amino acids. The transcript has 4 exons.
CCAACUGACAGUCUCUAGCAUAUCUCGGGGACCAGACAGUAAGCUUACAUGGGACUAGCCCACACGGGCACAGGUCAUCGACCCACACCUGUAACUGAAUAAUCACAAGUCUGCGUCCCAAAUUCAUUUUUUUUUCGUGUUAUGGUUAUUUUUCAGUUAGCCUCCUGCAGAAUUUGGUGAUUCUGCACCAACCCUCGUUAGCCCAGCUUACACUGUCUGUGUUCUUAUUUUACCUGGACCUGCCUUCACCCCUUUCAUCUGAUUUUAAUAAACACUCUCAUAACUACUUUUUGGAGGUAAUUAGUAUUUCUUUCAAUAUUUAAUUAGAUGUUACCAAUGUGUUGCUAGCUGUAGACGCUGUGAUAUAUUAUGUAAACAGUUCUUACAUCAUGUUUAAAACUAAUAUUUACUAGUGUGAAGUUGUGUCAUGAAUUUCCUGAGCGAAUGUAUGUAUGUACGUCUUUCUAUCUAUUUAUCUAUCGACCUACCAACCUUCCUACCUAUACAUCUACCUAUGUAUCUAUGUACCUACUUUACCUACCUACCUACUCAGUGACCAUGGCAACUGGGCAACAUGAUACUGUACAUCAACCAGACACAAAAAGAUAACGGUCAACCAUUAACGACAGUAUUACUUUUUUUCCCUAACCCAAAUAAAAACUGGAUACAAGACAAAAGAAAGCCAGUUGGUAGUAUGGAGAGAGUCUCUUUGACAAAAUAUACAUUAAACAUUAGUAAGAACAGUAUAUUAGAUUUACCUGAAGAUUAGUCACCCUCAGUUUAUUUCACCUGAUGAUUAAAUACCCUAAUGCCACCUGGAAAGUUGGGUUUAGGUUAGGUUAGGAUUGUUGAUUUUGAGGUUAAAUAUGCUGGGAUGCCAAAUUUUCAGGUGAGGAUAUUAUUUAUGAAUCAACAGGCACGGAGCCCCCUUUACCCUUAAUAAACAACUCACAACAACAACAAAAUUCACAAGAUGCUGCAGCUUUCCUUUUAAAAAUCUGUUGUGUACAGGAAUUUGUCAAGAGAGCAAGAAGGUGAAACCCAGACACACUAUGGAGAGCUUACUUACUUCCUGACCUACUGAAGACCGAAAGAAAAAAUAUAGAAAAAAGAUAGAGAGACGAGUAGAGAAAAACAACAGACUGGCAAUGGAGAGUAAUAAUGCAACCACAAACAUACAGACAGAGAUAAAAAAAGAACUAAUGCAAGACAGAGACACACAGAAUAAUAAAUGGAUUCAUAGGUAUUCUACACCAAGACUCCAGAAUUUCAAGAUCCCAUUCAACAACAUCAUUCUCCUCUGUAAGUGGUGACCCGCAGCUGCUGGAUGUCUUCCAAGGAGUUUUUCCUCCUCCACCACCACCGGCCUGGCAAGUAGACCAGUUUAGAAAGAACCUGCCAACCGAUGUGACUUUCUCCAGCUCCCCGGUAUGAAAGACUCACAGGUGUGGUGAUCAAGGAGAGACCAACACACACAGUUCACACUGGCAAGUGUCAGUCAGAGUCGAAAUAUACUAUAAAAGUGGGCCCACAUUUGGUUAUAACAAUAUCAUAGAAAAAUUAUGUUGCUUUGAUUUAUCAUUCUAUAGAUCCAACAUUACAGAAAAAGAAUGUGACUUGCCAUCAUUUUGUGAUUUGUUGAGCCAGUCAGGCUUGAAGAUCAUAUCCCUCAUUAUCUUGUUACUAGUCAAGGUUAGCACGACGAGUUCACAGGAAUUCUGUUGCACCACAAUUUCAAGAGUUGUUGUACCUGUACUAAUACAAGUGAAGAAGAAUCCCACCUUACAACUUUUCUUGUUUCUUGAUGCCCACGAGGAGAGUGAGGGAGUGAACAGAGAGGCUGAACCAUUAUCACUGAGCAAGACAUCAAACUCUCCCCUCUGAUGUAACGUCAAGCUAUCAUGUAAGUGACAAAGAUCCUGAAUUGUGUCAACUACCAGAAGAAAAUUUUUUCUUGUCACUUAUUGUUCUUUUUCACUACCACCAACAACAACAAAAAGGGGGCAAAAAACACUCACCUCCACAUUGGUACACCUCCAAGAACAACCUACUGUGCCUCAUCAGCAACGAGUCAAAUAUGGUUGGGUGUGGAAGGAGAACGGCCCUGGUGACUCUGGGGGCAGUUCUGUGCCUACAGGGAGCAACAGCAGAGGUCCCGAAUGGGUUCCUACAGCCCCUGGGUGAGCAACACUCUAGGAGAGCAGCAGUGUUGGGGCAGAAACAGCAGGAUUCUCCCUCCUACAUGUACAACUCCCGGAGAGACAUGGUGCUCUUCCACGAGGACCUGAUGCACGGAACUAGGCAACAAAAGACAUCCACCGUGACACCAGAGUCAGAGGAUGUAGAAGAGGCUCAGGAGACAGGUGACAACGUCCCCAUAUCGCGCUCCCCAAGGUUCCUCUUCAACUCUCUCUUCAACCAAUUCCAAAAGAAUAAAAAGAAAGAGGAGGAAGAGGAGGAAGAAGAAAAAGAUAAUGCAGACAAGGAGUUCUCCAGGCUGAGCCACAGUCAUCAGGGAGGCUACCCUUACUAUCCUCUAUCCCCAGUGUUUGUUCCCUUCCAUCACCAGCCGGUAGUUCAGCCCAUCAUCCUCGGCCUCAACAGCCAGCCCCUGCAUCAACAACUUUAUCCGAAGCCUCAUCAGUAUCCCAUGACGGUGACGAAUCCAGAGCCUCAGACAAUCGUCGUCACGCAACAGGCACCUGUCGUCCUGACACACACAGUGACUCACACUCGGGCAGCAAUGAUGCAGACACAGGGAAGUGACGGCCUCCUCCUCAACAUAUUAGCCUCAAAGCUCCAUGACUUAGAAUCCGGAAGUAAUAAUUACUCAAGUUGGGAUCUGAACCCCUUCAAGAAAUUUCACCAGAAUACAUCUUUGGGGAACAGCGGCCAUUUAGUGCAGGUCAUUGAACCGGAUCCUGUCUUGCCUUACCAGCAUAUGACAACCCAGAUUGUAAUCCAGCAACAGACAGACACUGAGAGACCUUCGUCAGGUUACCUUGUGUUUGAGUCUCCUGCCAACUUCAUCCAAAAUGGCAUCAAAAGAGUCCACAACAAUAUUAGGGCCAUCGGGGAUGGCAUCAGUAACCAAAUCGGGAGGGGCGUCGAGAACUUCAGGAAUAUAAUAAACAGAAACACCAACACAGCAAGAACCUUGAUCCCUUUGUACCAGCCAGUCGAGGAGCAACUCCUCAAACGAUCUUCACCUUCAGCUCAACAGCUGUUGGUUGACAACCCGACAAUCGUCUCUCAGAGAGCCGCCGACCGCAACAUUUGGAGUGUCGGUGGCAAGAGGAGGCGCUCAAGAUGGAGAACGGAGGCGACCGUGAAAGGGUUCGGCCAGCCUCUUGGAGACUUCUACACUGCCUUCCUGAGCGAUCAACAACACUCAGGCUGCACACACUGUUGAUGUUUAGAGGACCCAAGGAGGAGGAAGAAGAGACAACUACUUGAGCGGUGUUGUAGUAAAGCCCACCUAUAUGGCCUCAUCCCACAUCCCACAUAUACACAAUGAACUUGUAGGUUCAUGGACUGACUCAUUUAUCCUUGGAAAACAUCCCACCUAAAGUCUUUCUAGCAAGAAAUAAAACAGUGUGUCAAUGGAAAGGUGUUCUUGAGUAGCUGUCUCCUGUGAUGCUCAAUAAUAUACAAAACAUAAAUACCUGUAGUACCAUACCUGACACUACACCAAACGAUCAACAACACCAAACAACCCAAGUAAGGGGAGACUGUGUGAAACAUGGCAGGUGUGGGGAAGGGAGGAGGGAGGUCCCUUCUUGUGUGGUUGAC